This is a messenger RNA of Elaeis guineensis (African oil palm), 1582 nucleotides long. Its product is annotated as ubiquitin-ribosomal protein eS31 fusion protein. Gene Ontology annotation, cellular component: ribosome. The record is from RefSeq and is a predicted model, not a curated record. Gene Ontology annotation, biological process: translation. Gene Ontology annotation, molecular function: structural constituent of ribosome; protein binding. Lineage: Eukaryota; Viridiplantae; Streptophyta; Magnoliopsida; Arecales; Arecaceae.
CCGUGAUACACCCACCACGAGCGAUUCCACGAUAAAUGCCCGCUGUGACCCCUUCUGCACUCGAAACCCUAACCCUAGUCUCAGCUUCUCUACCCCUCUUUCCCUUCGCUGCGACGGCCUCAGCCGCCGCCGCCAACAUGCAGAUCUUCGUGAAGACCCUCACGGGGAAGACUAUUACCCUCGAGGUAGAGUCCUCCGACACCAUCGACAACGUCAAGUCCAAGAUCCAGGACAAGGAGGGCAUCCCACCAGACCAGCAGCGCCUCAUCUUCGCCGGAAAGCAGCUCGAGGACGGCCGCACCCUCGCCGAUUACAACAUCCAGAAGGAGUCCACUCUCCACCUCGUCCUCCGCCUCCGGGGUGGCGCAAAGAAGCGCAAGAAGAAGACGUACACCAAGCCUAAAAAGAUCAAUCACAAGAAGAAGAAGGUCAAGCUACCCGUUCUCCAGUUUUACAAGAUUGAUGACUCCGGCAAGGUCACCCGGCUCAGGAAGGAGUGCCCCAACGCCGAGUGUGGCGCCGGGACCUUCAUGGCCAACUACUUCGAUCGCCAUUACUGUGGCAAGUGCGGUCUCAAUGUCUACCAGAAGGCUGGAGGAGAAGAGGUCAUCAAUAGAAAGAACAAGGAAAAAAAAUUUCAACGGCGUAAAUUUUACGCAAAAUGGAGUUAAAUUGAUCCAGGAAUUGAAGAAUGAAGAAAGAAUACUCAAUUGGGUCAAAUUCGAGUCAAAUCAGAUCAAAAUUGAUCAAAAAUCAACUGAUUUGGUGAUCUGGUUAGCCGUCUGGUUCACAGUAACAGGCGUCUGGACCAUGGAUCCAUCGACGCACCAUAAACCAGCCAAUCAGCGAGUCUCGGCUCAUCGCAACGCAUCGCGAGCCUGAUCCACGCGCGCGGUCGAGGGCUAAUGAGGAGAGAGAAGAAGGUUCGAAGGGCAACCUGGUAACUUCACAUCACUCGAUGGUCCGAUCUUCUCUGAUCAGGAUCCAACGCUCUACAUUUUUGCGCCAUCGGACGGUCAUCAUCGCAGCCGGUCAAGAUCCAACCGUAAUCAAGGCAAUUACAAGAAUCAAUAAACACUAGGACAACACGGGAUCCUUCUGCAGCGCGAUCCAACGGACGAAAUCUUUCAGCACCUUGAUCGGACGGUCCGCGACGCAUCCGACCUGAUCCCAUCUCUGCAGCAUGAUCCAACGGCAGCGCUUCACCCAGAUCGUGAUCCGACGGCCCAGAAUCGCUCCCGGCUUGAUUUAUUAGAUGAAUUGGAUCCUUUAGAUGAAGAUCGGACGGCUGAAACAAUUUCUAGGAUUUCUUGAUGGAUUUAAGUGCUUUUUGAGCGAGAUUUGAGCUCCUAAAUCCCUCUAACAGCUCUCUAAAACCUCUUAGUCCCACAUAUAAAGUUUUGAAAAUCUGAUAACCCCCAAAUGCCUAUAAAAAGCUCCCAAAGGCCCUUAUUUUAAUGAUUCUUUCCUUCCGAUUAAGCUUGUAACCCUAGAUAGUGGGUUUUUUAGCUUUCUUCUCAAGCUUCGAGUUUUGAGAUUUUUGUAAUAAAUUUUUUUUAUAUAAAAUCUUAUUUUUAUACAA